Messenger RNA from Cyanistes caeruleus (blue tit), 2362 nucleotides. NCBI's taxonomy places the organism in Eukaryota, Metazoa, Chordata, Aves, Passeriformes, Paridae. The record is from RefSeq and is a predicted model, not a curated record.
UCCACUCUUGCCUCUACUGUGUCUUCUUUGGCUGUUUUACAAAGAAACAUAUUCACGAGCACGCGAAGACAAAGCGACACAAUUUAGCUGCUCAGUGAAGGAAAAUACACAGUAACUUAGUCCCAGAGUAGCAGAAGCAGCAAGAUGUCUGUGAGCAGUAGCUCUAAGAGAGAAGAGAGCCAUAGACCUUUUGUAUGGGGGUAUAUACUGCUUUAUGUGUCAAGAUUACAUAUACGACAAAGACAUGGAACAAAUUGCCAAAGAAGAACAACGAAAAGCUUGGAAAUUACAAGCCUUCACCCCAACAGUGGUUUCUCACUACCAGUGUACAAUGACAGGCAUUGGAGAGAAGUAUUCAACAUGGGAGCCGACCAAGAGAGAGUUAGAAUUGCUACGACACAACCCCAAGCGAAGAAAAAUAACCACAAACUGCACCAUAGGUCUACGAGGGCUAAUCAAUCUUGGGAACACAUGUUUUAUGAACUGUAUUGUCCAGGCACUUACCCACACUCCACUGCUGCGAGAUUUCUUCCUCUCCGACAGGCACAAAUGUGAAAUGCAAAGCCCCAGCUCAUGUCUGGUCUGUGAAAUGUCUACUCUCUUUCAGGAGUUUUACUCUGGGCACCGAUCUCCUCACAUUCCAUAUAGGUUAUUGCACCUGGUAUGGACUCACGCACGGCAUUUAGCAGGGUACGAGCAACAAGAUGCACACGAGUUCCUCAUUGCUGCAUUAGAUGUGCUACACAGACACUGCAAAGGUGAUGAUAAUGGGAAGAAGGCCAACAACCCCAACCACUGUAACUGCAUCAUAGACCAAAUCUUCACAGGCGGACUGCAGUCGGAUGUUACCUGUCAAGUCUGCCAUGGCGUUUCCACGACGAUAGACCCGUUCUGGGACAUCAGUUUGGAUCUGCCAGGCUCUUCCACCCCGUUCUGGCCGCUGAGUCCGGGCAGCGAUGGCAGCGUCGUGAAUGGGGAAAGCCACGUGUCGGGCACCACCACCCUCACAGACUGCUUGCGAAGGUUUACAAGGCCAGAACAUCUAGGAAGCAGUGCCAAAAUCAAAUGUAGUGGUUGCCAUAGCUACCAAGAAUCUACCAAACAACUCACUAUGAAGAAGUUACCCAUUGUGGCCUGUUUUCAUCUCAAACGGUUUGAACACUCAGCCAAACUGAGGCGGAAGAUCACUACGUAUGUCUCGUUUCCACUGGAGCUGGACAUGACACCUUUCAUGGCUUCCAGUAAAGAGAGCAGAAUGAACGGGCAGUACCAGCAGCCGACGGAUAGUCUAAACAAUGAUAAUAAGUAUUCCUUGUUUGCAGUAGUUAAUCACCAGGGAACCUUGGAGAGCGGGCACUAUACCAGCUUCAUCCGGCAGCACAAGGACCAGUGGUUCAAGUGUGAUGAUGCCAUUAUCACCAAGGCAAGCAUUAAGGAUGUGCUAGACAGUGAAGGAUAUUUGCUGUUCUAUCACAAACAGUUCCUGGAGUAUGAAUAGCCUUAUCCAGCAGCUUGUCAGAUGUAAACAAGGAAGAAACAACGCAAGCCUUCUGAAUCGACACACAAACCUACCUGAAAUGAAAAGACCCAUUACAAACCAACUCGCACUGAGCUGUAACAGGACCUACUUGACACUGACUCACAGCCUGGAGAGUGAGAAAUGAACAAUGUCCAACGUGUGUGCAGUUCCACGAGGACAGAAAGGGGGAAAAGAGGCUGCAGUCAGUCACUUAACAGAGGAAAUAUAAAAUGAAAGGAAUGCUCUGGGUGGGGGAAAUGGGAGCAGAGGAGUCCGGGCACUGGUACAUCUCCUGUGUUCCUCCAAAAUGUGUGUGGGAAGGCAAAGGAUUCUACCCUCAUCUCCAUAAAGCAUCUUCUCCAUUUGGUGCUUCAGCUCCAACGACCAAUCAUAUAACAGUUAAAAUUUAAAAAUCCAAACCCAUUUUUUUAUGCAUAUGGGUCUGAAAGCAGUAGAGUGGAGGAGGAGGGGAUGAGACAACUAAAGGACUUUGCAAGUAUCUUUUUAUUUGUGAAUUUUAGUUAUUAAAUAAAUACAGUAUGAAACUAUUAGGCUCUUUUUUUUCCAACAACCACGAAAGAAAUCCUGGAUUGUGGAACUGAAGCUGCAGUACUCAGACAGGUUUUCAAGCAUGCCUGCUUGCACAGGUAAUGUUCAAUGCCAUCGGACUGCUCAUCCAAAAGCAUCAGCACAGAUUCUGUUGUUUGAGCCCUUUUUUGUUUUGUUUUCUAUAAAUAGCUAUUUUCUUAAUUUUUUUUCCUUUUAUUCCCUUUUUUCACAAGAAUGAAAUUCAUAAAUGCAACCAUCAGUAAAAAUGAAUGAAUUGGCGUGUUUAUACUGUAA